AUGUCGUUUGUUGUCCGUAUCAGGGGUCUUCCGUUCUCAGCGAAUGCGGAUGAUAUAAUCAGUUUUUUCAACGAUUGCAGGAUAAGAGGUGGAAAGCGUGGCAUAUAUUUUCCUCAAGGGUCUAAUGGCCGUUCUAAUGGAGAAGCUUUUAUCGAACUGGAAAGUAGAGAUGAUAAACAGAAAGCCAUGACUCAUCAUAAUGAGCAUUUGGGUCGCCGUUAUAUUGAAGUAUUUGACUCAUGCUCUGAGGAAUUGAAUAACGCUAUGGGAUGCAGACCUUUCAACUCUCCGAAUCGGAGGGAACAUGUUGUUAGGUUACGUGGCCUUCCGUACGAUACUGAGAAAAAGGAGAUAUAUGCCUUUUUUAACGGCCUGGAAAUAGCUCCCAACGGUAUCGGGUUAUUGGUGGAUCAUAUGGGUCGUUGCACGGGGGAAGCGUAUGUCCAAUUCACAUCUUCUGAAAGUCUAGCUCGGGCAAAGGAGAAACAUAUGGAGAAGAUAGGGCACAGAUACAUUGAAAUAUUUGAAAGUACAAUGAUGGAGGCUAACACGACCAUACAGCGCCAAAUGGAAAUAAAUCGACCUUCUCCCUCAAAAGGAUCUAAUUUCGGGCCACCCGGACAUUACGAAUAUGAUGAUCCACAAAGUUUGACUGGGCAUUCUGUUCGUAUGAGAGGGUUGCCAUACUCAGCGACCAAAGAGGAUAUUAAUCGUUUCCUUUCUCCUUUACAACCAGUCAACAUUCGGAUAAAAUUCAAUGCGGCUAAUCGGCCCACCGGAGAGGCAGUUGUGGAUUUUGCCAGUCAUGAUGAAGCGAAGGAGGCAAUGAAGAAGGAUCGUGAAAAAAUUGGGCCUCGUUACAUCGAACUUUUCUUAGCAUCCACCCCUAAGGGAAUCUCUCCUUCGUCUCGCAUAAAUAACAAUGCACCAGUUCCUAGUCGUCGAUCUCCUCCUGUCCACAGUAGUAGAGGCCAUCAAGGGUCACAAUACGCCAACUUUCCUCAGCAAUAUGAAUAUGAUGAUAUAAAUUAUGCGGAAGAUGUAGGGUACAAUUCAGGUCCAAGUAGACCAGAUUUUAAUCAGCCAUAUGAUAGUUUUCACAACGGCACGAGUGUAAGAGGACCAAUCAGGCCUUCAGGAGAUGGUUAUUCAGACUACAGAUAUCGUCAAGGAAAUCACUAUUGA
This is a messenger RNA of Schistosoma mattheei, 1185 nucleotides long. Lineage: Eukaryota; Metazoa; Platyhelminthes; Trematoda; Strigeidida; Schistosomatidae. The record is from the annotation of a GenBank genome assembly.